UAAAAACAGUAAUAUAUAUAAUACGUGAAAUAUUAUUACGAAAUGACUACAACGGAAAGCUUGAAAUAUAUUUACCACUUGCCAUUUUCGGAGCGGUCAGAAUUUUGCAAAAUUAUGAAUCAAAACGAUAAGUGGGAAGAACUGGCUGGUAACUGGAUGAAGUAUGAUGUUCUAACAAUACAGAGUCUAAGAAAAGAAAAGAAUCCUACUGAUGAACUUUUGACAUUAUGGGGUCAUCACAAUCAUACUAUAACAGAAUUAUUUGUUUUACUAUCCAAAAUGCAACACUAUCAGUCAAUGGUACCUUUGUUAAAUUUUGUUGAUCAAAAAUUUCAUCGACUUUUGCACAGUGGAGAGGCUAAUUUGCAAAACAUACCACGCAAGCAACUGAUUAACAAGAAUACUAAAGAUUUAAAGAUUGGAACACAGAAUUUUAAUCAACGUGCAUCACCACAGCAGAGUGUCGAUAAGAUUUUAAAUCAGCCAGUACAGUUGGCUAUUAGUCCAAGCAAUUCUAAUAAUUUGUUAGUAGCCUCGCCAGGAGCAGCUGUUGUAUUUCUGCCAUCUUCACAAAAUACUGGUAGCAAUGCCAAAAAAAUCAAUGAAUCAUCACUACCAAAAACAGAAACUACCUUGCCACAUGCAAGUUACAGCGAAUUAGCUAUCGCUACAAAUGGAUGGAAUCCACACAAUAUAUUGGGAAAAGGUGGUUUUGGAACAGUAUAUAGAGGCACUUGGAAAAACACAGAUGUGGCAAUAAAAAAGAUUCGGCAAAAAGGACCUGAUUCAGAUGAAAGUUAUAUUUUACAACUCCAACAGUCACUGAAAGAAAUAAAAAUUUUGAAUUCUCGUGCUCAUGAAAAUAUUUUACCUUUAUAUGCAUAUAGUUUUGGUGGCGAAGCACCAUGCUUAGUUUACCAGCUAAUGAAGAACGGGUCUUUGGAAGAUAGGCUCCUAUUAAGACAAAAAACCAAACCACUAACAUGGAUACAAAGGCACGAAAUUGCAAAAGGUAUAGCACGCGGAUUGCAGUAUUUGCAUAUCAUAGGAGAUAAGCCAUUGAUUCACGGUGAUAUUAAGAGUGCGAAUAUUUUAUUGGAUAAAAAUUUUGAACCCAGAAUUGGGGAUUUUGGAUUAGCGCGAGAAGGCCCUGAAAGAGAUAGUAUGAAGAUCAGCAAGAUUCAUGGAACGAGACCUUAUCUACCCGAAGAAUUUUUAUUUGACAAAAAAUUAUCAACAAAAAUAGAUACCUAUAGUUAUGGCAUAGUUUUAUUUGAAAUGGCAACUGGGCUUCGAGCUUAUGAUGAUUCACGGCCUGAGAAAAAAUUUUUACGAGAUUUAAUUGAUGCUUGGGAAGACAAAGAUCUUUUUCUAUUGAUAGACAAAAAGGCUGGUGAAAAAGACAAACAAGUUUAUAAAAAUUUAAUAUCUUUGGGAAAGUGGUGUGCUAACAAAUUGGCACAAAAUCGGCCGGAAAUGGAAUUUGUAUUUCGAAAAUUGAAUGAUUUAUAAAUACAUUUAUAAUCACAGCGUAAUAUCUACCUUUUUGAAAUGGAGCAAAUCGCUCAUAUAUUUAUUCCAAUUGCAUAUAUGAAACAAUUUAAAAAGAGUAUAUUGUGAUGUAAUUGAUGCAUUGUAAAUAUCACUAUGACAAUAAAAAGUUAUA
Camponotus floridanus (Florida carpenter ant) is the source of this 1666-nucleotide messenger RNA. It is a transcript of the gene pll, whose product is annotated as serine/threonine-protein kinase pelle. The record is from RefSeq and is a predicted model, not a curated record. Gene Ontology annotation, biological process: protein phosphorylation; signal transduction. The coding region runs from base 43 to 1512 and encodes 489 amino acids. Gene Ontology annotation, molecular function: protein binding; protein kinase activity; ATP binding. The transcript is spliced from 4 exons. NCBI's taxonomy places the organism in Eukaryota, Metazoa, Arthropoda, Insecta, Hymenoptera, Formicidae.